AUUAAAAAAUUAUAGAAAUCUUAUCUCUAUUGUACUUCAGAUUUCAUGUCUCGCUAAUCCGUCCUCUUCAUCUUACUCUCUCACUAACAACGACGGAGACCUCGUUCCUAUCUACGCCAACAAAGUUGGUCCAUUUCUCAACCCCAGAUUCGUCCCUUUCUUCGAUCUCCUCUUCAUUCGAUCUCAUCCACCCCAAUGGCUUUGCCUUGCACAGAUCCACAUGCAUUCAUUUCAUUUGGAAGGCUGGUGAUUCAGUUUGAGGGGUGUUUUAGCUUUUCUUUCCCUUCUUCACGUUAAAAUUGGAUUUUUUUCUCAUUGGUGUUGAAGGGAAAGAGAACGAAAUUUCAAGCCAAACUUUGGUUAAACUCUGGCAAUUUUUCAUUCAAUUGUUUGUUUGAACAUAUUGGAAUUUGAAAAUGAGUAUGGUUUCCGGAGUCAUUUCCCGUCAAGUUCUGCCUGCUUGUGGCAGUCUUUGUUUCUUCUGCCCUACCAUGAGAGCCAGGUCCAGACAACCUGUCAAGAGGUACAAGAAGCUCAUCGCUGAGAUUUUCCCUCGUAAUCAGGAGGAAGGGGCGAAUGAUAGGAAAAUAGGAAAACUAUGUGAUUAUGCUGCCAAAAAUCUUUUACCCAUCCCAAAGAUUGUGAAUGCCCUUGAGCAAAGGUGUUACAAGGAGCUACGAAAUGAGAAUUUACAUUCAACAAAAAUAGUCAUGUGUAUUUACAAGAAAUUUCUGUUUUCUUGUAAAGAACAAAUGUUCAGUUUAUGGGCGAACACUCUCUCAUAUAUCAGUUGAGUUUGAUAAUGAAGCAGCCCCAUUGAUCCUGGGACUUGUCAUUGUGAUUUUCACAUCUAGCUAAAGCUUCUGUUCCCAAUAGUGUAUAGACCUGUCACAAAGUGUGAUUACUCAGAAAUUGUAAAUGAGUAAUUGAUGAGAAUGAGUGAUAUUUCGUAUAAAGCGUGACAUAAAACCUCCUCAUCUCAUCUCACCUUUUGUUUUUCCCAAAAGUGGUAGAACUAUUCAUAAGAAUGACAAAUGACAUGAUAGAUAGUUAUCGCAUCAACUAGACUACUCACAUCAAGUUUCCCAUCCUGCCUCGACUUUGUGUCAAUAAACACUUAAACUUUAAGUUACUGUUCACUUCAGCUUUA
Messenger RNA from Lotus japonicus, 1150 nucleotides. RefSeq names its product protein SEMI-ROLLED LEAF 2-like. Bases 417 to 794 code for a protein of 125 amino acids. The record is from RefSeq and is a predicted model, not a curated record. The transcript is spliced from 6 exons. Lineage: Eukaryota; Viridiplantae; Streptophyta; Magnoliopsida; Fabales; Fabaceae.